AUGGCGUCUCACGAUAUCGUUCCUAGAGGCGAAGCCGACUUCGAUCUUUACCCUUAUACGCCCUCAGCAGGCGCCGGCUACACAUUUCUCAUACUAUUCGCGAUCGGCGGGCUGACACAUCUCAUCAUGCUCAUUCCAUUACGAAGUUGGUUCUUCAUUCCAUUCGUUCUGGGCUGCGUAGGCGAAGCCGCAGGCUACUACGGUCGCGCCUGGUCCUCACAGAACAUCCGACAAGGCAGCCCUUAUCUCCUUCAACUCAUGCUUAUCCUCGCGGCCGCACCGCUUCUCGCAGCCACCAUCUACAUGACGCUCGGUCGCCUUAUCCGCUCUCUCGAUGCUACGCACCACGCUGUAAUGAACCCGCGCUGGACGACGAAGAUAUACGUCAUCAUCGAUAUCGGAUCUUUCGUAUGUCAGAUCAUGGGGUCGGCGAUGCAAGCUUCCGGCGACCCAGACGGAGUGAAGACUGGAACGACUGUCGUCAUCGCAGGACUGGGUACGCAAUUGGUCGCUUUCGCCUUCUUCAUCCUAAUGGCGGUGGUGUUUCAUCGAAGGCUGAACAACGAGCCUACCAGCACGUCACGACGAACACAUGUCAAGUGGCGCCGCUACAUGUGGGCUUUGUACAGUGUCAGUGUGCUUGUCGUUGUGCGGAGCAUUUUCCGACUGGCGGAGUUCAUCGAAGGACCAGAGAGUAAGGUGUAUCAGACAGAGGCGUACUUGUAUGUCUUCGAUGCGGCGCUCAUUUCCUACACGCCACCAUAUCCUCAUCAGUACUAUUCCUCCCUGCCUCCGCGGCCCCAGGAUGCCGCCUUCAAUAGCCCAGUGCAAAGUUCCGUCAAGGCCUUCAACGUCCCAGUCUCUGACCAUACCCUCGAGUACCGAAUUCUAGAGCUGCUACAACCUUUUCGAGACACCAGCAGUCUCUUGAACGCCACUAAUGAAGCCAAGAACGUUUUAUUGCUGGCUCAAAAUAUCGCCUCCAUCAUUGUCAGCAAACAGUCCAAGGAUGUCUCCAAGGCGGGAACAGCCGAUGUGUAUAUCAUGAGCCGCAACUUGAACACCACCGCAGUCAACGGUACCGCAGCCAGCGGUCCGGCGUAUCUCCGCAUCUUCUUCCAUAUCGACUACCAAUCGAUUACAGUUGUUAAAGCGAAGAUCGAGAACGGGAAGAACGCGAUCGGUGCGCUUAUCGACGAGGUGGACAAGAUAAUCGAGAGCCUCAUGGAAGAUUCAUAG
Molecule: messenger RNA, 1239 nt
Organism: Alternaria triticimaculans
Lineage: Eukaryota; Fungi; Ascomycota; Dothideomycetes; Pleosporales; Pleosporaceae
Exons: 4
Coding region: 1-1239 (412 amino acids)
Cellular component (GO): membrane
Source: RefSeq, a predicted model, not a curated record